Symbiodinium sp. CCMP2456 is the source of this 1944-nucleotide messenger RNA. The record is from the annotation of a GenBank genome assembly. NCBI's taxonomy places the organism in Eukaryota, Dinophyceae, Suessiales, Symbiodiniaceae.
AUGAACGCGGGCCCGCACGACAACUUUGAAGAGUCGGUCCUGUUUUACCAUGAGCGUAACUUGCGCAAUGUCCUAGUUCGGGCCUCGUCUGCGAUUGCUUAUGAUGAUGCUGAUGAUGAUGGCGACGACAAAGACGAUGCCGCCAAUGGCGAUGACAAACAUGAUCAUCUUGAUUGCACGGAUGCCCUGCUAAAAGAGCUACGCUCGCGCUUCUUCGGGGCCGGAGACGACAAGCCUCCGGGCAUCGACAAGGGCGCCGUGCCGGUAAAGCUGGAGGAUGUGGUGAUGUGGAUCUUCGACAUUCAAGAAGGAGCUGUGCCCUCCAUCAAGCGGUCCAUUUCGUUGAAGAAGCAGAAGACGGGAGAACUUGAAGAGUCAGCCGAAGAAGGCGAAGCAAUUCGGGUGCGAACGGCUGCCGGCUCCGUGGUAAUGUCCGUUCCAAGAAAGGACCUUGACAAAACAGUGGGGCAGCUGCGGAAGGAAGUGGCUGACGUUUUUCAACGCUGCAUCGAUGAAGUCAAGUUCGUGCUCGACCAGCGGCAGCUGGAGGAUGAUGAGAGAUCUCGGACAUUGCUGCGCGGUGAGGAUGUUCUGGAAUUGCUGGUCGUGACACAGCAGAUACCCCAAUUCGAUGGCAGCAUUCCUGCUGUUGAGCAGCUUUCUACGCUGAUCCUUGGUGGAUGGGUAGUCCCUGCAGCGCCCAGCACUGUCUUCCUGGCAGUUUGCCACUGUUUUUUUCCAUGCUGCAAGCUUCACAUGGCUGGCUUCGUCGAGUAUUGUUUGCGGCUGUUGCUACAAAUAAGGUCAACCUCGAUGGAGUACCAGAUUGACGCAGCCACUCACCUUCGGAAAAUUCUCAGCGUGGAGCGGGAUCCGCCGAUUGACAAGGUACUCACUCUCGGCGUCGCACCACGCCUCCUCGAGCUCAGUCAACAGAUGCUCGGACUCUUGAGUGGACGUGUGGACCCGCGAAAGACAGAUGGGCCAGGCAAAUUCGAUGUCAUCAAAGAUCUGGGCAGGAUGGAUGCACCGACACCUGGCAGCCUGAACGGACGUUCAGGGACGUUUGAGGCUUGUGGCUACCAGGGACGACAGCGUUUGAGACAGCAGCCAAGGAAGCUGCAGUUUGAGACGUUGUGGGCCAUCUUGAACAUCGUCUCGGGAGAUGUUCACCAGACGCAGGCAAUCGUCGAUCUCGACGCCGUCCCGAUCAUUACCAACCUCCUGAGAGACUGCACGAACAGCGAUGUGCUCGAGCAGGGUGUUUGGGCUUUGGGGAACAUCGCAGGCCUGGCAGCCUCUGGUUUUCUGUUCUCAGCAGUCGGGUGGAUUUUCGCCGGUUGCGGGACAGGUGUGCUCAAGGUCUUGGAGGGCACCACCAAGACUAGCUGCAUCAGGAACGCUACUUGGACCGUCUCCAACUUCUGCCGCGGCACACCGAAGCCCAGUCUCGAGUCGAUGGCUCCGGCACUGCCGGUAAUGGCUCGGGUGCUGUACAACACAGACCAGGAAGUUCUGACAGAUGCCCUGUGGACGGUCUCGUACGUCUCCGACGGUACAGAGAGAUACAUCCAAGCAGUUCUGGAUGCCGGUGUCUGUCGGAGGGUCGUGGAGCUCCUCAGCCACGACUCGCCUCAAGUGCAGACGCCAGCGCUCCGCACUGUGGGCAACAUCGUGACCGGCAGCGACACCCAGACGGAUGCCGUGCUCGCUUGUGAGCCUUUCCCGGCUCUGACCAGACUUGUGUCCAGUCCUAGAAUGAAGAUUCGCAAGGAAUGCUGCUGGCUGCUUUCGAACAUUUGUGCCGGGACUGUGCAUCAAGUUCAGCAGGUGCUGAAUGCAGGCUUCUUUAAAGUCCUGGCGGAUGCUGCCCGGGAUGCAGAGCACUCCGUGAAGAAGGAGGUGCCUGCUCUCAGUGUGCUGAGAGUAAACCCUAGACUCUAA